Molecule: messenger RNA, 5196 nt
Organism: Brassica rapa (field mustard)
Lineage: Eukaryota; Viridiplantae; Streptophyta; Magnoliopsida; Brassicales; Brassicaceae
Biological process (GO): DNA integration
Molecular function (GO): nucleic acid binding; RNA-DNA hybrid ribonuclease activity
Source: RefSeq, a predicted model, not a curated record
AUGAGUUCGAGGAUCCACCAAGCAACGAGCGCAGUACCCGAGAUUGACAGUGUCAUCGCAUCAACAUCGCGUACUCCUUUCAUCGAGGAACUGACGGAGGUUAAACUCCGAAAGAUGGACAAGUUGCGUCUCCCGGAAUACAAACCAGGAGGAGAUCCCGUCGAGCAUUUGACAGCUUUUAAUAUUGCGGUAGCGAGGGCCAGACUUGCCCCCGAUGAAAGAGACGCGGGAUACUGCCAACUUUUCAUUGAAACACUCAACGAGCAAGCCUUAACCUGGUUCUCGGGACUCGAAGAGAAUUCAAUUAGAAGCUUCAAAGAGCUCUCCUCGGCUUUUCUCAAGACUUACAUCAUGUUCACCAAGCGUGAAGCAACGGCUUCGACUCUCUGGAACCUCAAGCAAACGAAGGACCAGAAUCUUCGUGAUUACAUGGAACGUUUUAAGUCGGUCGUGUCAAGAAUCAAUAUCCCAGACCACAUCGCCGUCGAUGCCUUGAGGAACAAUCUCCUUGUGGAAUGUAAGUUCCGAGAAGAUCUCUAUCGAUGCACCGCCACGACGUUGCAAGAUGCCGUUGCUCGUUCUCACAACUUCAUUCGUAUGGAAGAAGACACUAAAGCGAUCUUGAGCAAGCACAACUCGGCGAAGCCAUCAGCGCUUAAAAACGCUGCCACAGCUCACGUCGAACCUCGUCAACAUGCUCCAAGUGACAAAAACAACCGUAAGAACGGCCUCCUUUACGUCGUCGACGAAAACGGGAAGAAGUGGAACACCUUUCAUCGGGAAACCGAUCCUCCAAGUGAAUCCCCCCGAGCAACGGUGCCAGCCACGGUUGCCCAGGUCGAUUCGGCAGCAGGAUCUUCCCGGACCCCACCAGGGCUUACUAAAUCGUGCAAACUCCACGGUGUAAAAGGUCACGACACUUCAGAGUGCAAAACACUUUUUGCGCAAUUCCUCUCCUCACUCGAAAGCGGUGAAAUUAAGAUCCCUCCUCCGAAGCCAAAAAGCGAGAACAGUUGGAGCAGAAACAAGGACAGGAAAAAUCAGCGAAAAAAUCAAGCAAAACCACGUCAAGACGACCAAAAGCCAAAGGUCGCCGAGCAAAUCCCACAUCAAGACGACGAUGACGAAGAGAGCGAUCUCGAGGAAGCCCUCGACCCGUUGGACUUACGUGUACUCCUCAAACGAAAGACCACGUCGACGAAUGACAAGACUCCCGGAUCUUCCGAUCUCCGAGUCGAGCUCAAUGCUAAAAGAACUAAGCAUUCGCUGAGCCCAGGAUCUUCACUGGCAACUACGGACGGCAAUCCUAUCGUCGAUCUACGAGAUCAGCUUAACGCGCGAGUCAGCGAUCUGCGUGCAAAGCUGGACCACAAAAAAGCCGGGUCGCCGAAAGAAAGCGAAGACCUCCGAGCUCUUCUCACCAGGAAGCAAUCAAGUGUCAGGCCGCGGAUCAACGUGAUUAUGGGAGGAUCUCCACCUUGCGGGGACUCCGUACGAGCGGUCAAAGAUCACCGACGAAUGGUGGACACCUCGCAGCGCUGGCCGCAGAAGUUCCCAACUGAUCUCCCAAUCUCCUUCUCAACUGAAGACCUUGUCGGAGUAAAUUUUCCUCACAACGAUCCUCUUCUCGUCGUUUUAGCUAUCGAUAAGUACGACGUCACCAAAGUGCUGAUCGAUACUGGCAGCUCGGUCGAUAUCAUUUUUCGCGAAACUCUCGUAAAAAUAGGAAUCGACUUAAAAGACGUGAAACCGUCUUCCAGGACUCUCACCGGCUUUAACGGCUCUUCCGAAGUAAUCAUGGGAACUAUCCGUCUCUCGGUACAAGCAGAGGGAGUAGCUCGGAUGGUCAAGUUCUCGGUAGUCAGCACCAAGGCUCCCUACCACGGGAUACUAGGCACUCCAUGGUUGUACUCCAUGCGUGCGAUCGCAUCCACGUACCAUCAGUGCGUCAGAUUCCCGGGAAUGGAUGGCACGAUUAAGACAGUGAGAGGAGAUCAACGGGCCGCACGAGAUCUCUUAAUCGCCACGGUCAAACUGCAGCGAUCUCAGUCGCUAGUCAACUCGAUCUCCCCUCCUAUCAGCAAGAUCUGCCCACAAAAAGAAGAGGUGCUCGAAGUCCCAGUCGACGAAUCGGAUCCAAGUAAAGUGCUACGAGUAGGCGCUUAUCUAUCGGACGAGAUGCAACGUGAUAUCACGGAUUUCCUGAAGCAAAACUUGUCUACCUUUGCUUGGUCGAUGACUGACAUCAGGGAAUCGACCAUUGUUGAGGAAGUCGAGCGCUUAUUAAGCGCGGGCUCAAUAGCAGAAGUUCGUUACCCGGAAUGGCUCGCUAACCCGGUGGUUGUCAAGAAGAAAAACGGCAAGUGGCGCAUGUGCGUCGAUUUUACCGACCUCAACAAGGCCUGCCCAAAAGACAGCUACCCGCUUCCGAACAUCGACAGACUUGUCGAAUCAACUGCCGGCAAUGAAAUGCUCACGUUUAUGGACGCUUUCUCGGGAUACAACCAGAUCAUGAUGCAUCCUGAUGAUCGAGAGAAGACGUCGUUCAUAACCGAUCGAGGAACUUACUGCUACAAAGUAAUGCCCUUCGGGCUGAAGAACGCCGGUGCGACGUACCAGCGACUUGUCAACCGCAUGUUCGCUAAACAGCUCGGUACAACGAUGGAAGUCUACAUUGAUGACAUGCUCGUCAAAUCAGUCCGAGCAGACGACCACCUGGCACAUUUACGGGAGUGUUUCGACAUCCUAAACGCGUACAAGAUGAAGCUAAACCCGGCCAAAUGCACCUUCGGCGUAUCGUCCGGAGAAUUCCUUGGCUACAUAGUGACGCAGCGGGGAAUCGAAGCGAACCCGAAGCAAAUAUCAGCCGUCCUUGAUCUCCCCAGUCCGAGAAACUGCCGAGAAGUCCAGCGACUAACAGGCCGAAUCGCAGCACUUAAUCGUUUCAUCUCCCGGUCCACCGAUAAAUGUCUCCCAUUCUACGAUCUCCUCCGAGGAAACAAAAAAUUCAUUUGGGACGAUAAAUGUGAGGAGGCUUUUAAUCAGCUCAAACAUUAUCUGACGACGCCUCCUAUCCUGGCAAAGCCAGACAUAGGCGACGUUUUAUCUCUCUACAUUGCGGUCUCAUCUGCCGCAGUCCGCAGCGUACUAAUCAAGGAAGACCGAGGAGAACAACGACCUGUUUUCUACAUGAGCAGAAGGAUGACCGGACCAGAGACCCGGUACCCGACACUUGAAAAAAUGGCCCUGGCCGUCGUCGAAUCAGCGAGGAAACUCCGCCCCUAUUUUCAGUCACACUCGGUAGAAGUUCUCACCGACCAGCCGCUCAGAACUGUCUUGCAAAACACAAACAGAGCUGGCCGCCUUACCAAGUGGGCGAUCGAACUCGGAGAGCUCGACAUCACCUACAAGUGUAGAACUGCCGCUAAGGCCCAAGUCCUCGCCGAUUUCCUCGUGGAGUUAUCUCCGGAACUCGCUCAGGAUUUGGAAACUUCAGAUCCAACCUGGAUCCUGCAUGUCGACGCAUCAAACAACGAGGCGGAGUAUGAAUCACUCAUCGCCGGCCUUCGCCUCGCCAAAGCAGUCAAGGCUAAGCGGCUCAGUGCAUACUGCGACUCGCAGCUCGUCGCCAGUCAGUUCAGCGGUGAUUACGAUGCGCGCAACGAUAGAAUGGACGCUUACCUCCGAGUCGUACAGUCGUUAGCUAAAGAGUUCGAAUUCUUCGAGCUCACAAAGGUUCCCCGCGGAGAAAAUGUAUGUGCCGAUGCAUUAGCAGCACUCGGAAGCAAGCUCUGCGAUCAAGUCAAAAGGACUAUUCCAAUCCAUCGAAUCGAGAAACCAAGUAUCGACAUCUCAACGGAAUCAGCUAACUUCGUCACCACGGAAUCCGAAACAACGUCCUUAUCUGAGACCAACGACGACUCCGAGAUGACAGACCAAGAUCAACUGAUACCAGACUGGAGGACUGAAUUCAUCCAGUAUCUCACCAAGGGCACGCUCCCCACUGAUAAAUGGGCCGCAAGACGAUUAAAGAGGCGUAGCGCGCACUACGUCGUCAUGGAAGAAGAACUCCACCGGGUAACAGCUAACAAGGUACUCCUCAAAUGCAUUUUCGCCGAGCAAACGCAGUUAGUAAUGGCAGAAACUCACGAAGGAGCGGGUGGAAACCAUUCUGGAGGUCGGUCACUAGCCUUGAAAAUUCGGAACUUGGGAUUCUUCUGGCCAACUAUGAAUACCGACUGCGAAGCAUAUGCCCGGCGAUGCGACAAAUGCCAACGACACGCUCCGAGUAUCCACAGCCCAACCGAGCUACUGCGAACUUCCGCAGCACCUUACCCAUUUAUGCGAUGGGGGAUGGAUAUCAUCGGACCAAUGCCGAAUUCUCGCCAACGUCGCUUCGUGCUGGUAUUGACCGAGUAUUUCACCAAAUGGAUUGAAGCAGAAGCCUUCGCGCAGGUUACAGAGAAGGAAGUUCGCGGCUUCGUUUGGAAGAACAUUAUCUGUCGCCACGGCCUACCAUACGAGAUCGUGACGGACAACGGAUCACAGUUUAUGGCCGGAAAUUUUAAAGAUUUCUGCAACAAGUGGAACAUCCGACUAAGCCCUUCAACGCCGAGGUAUCCUCAAGGAAACGGACAAGCAGAAUCCUCGAAUAAGAUUAUCAUUGACGGAAUCAAGAAGCGCCUUGAUCUCAAAAAGGGACAUUGGGCCGACGAACUCGACGGCGUGCUUUGGUCGCAUCGGACAACCCCCCGAGGAGCAACAAAAUCUACUCCCUUCUCACUCGCUUACGGUAUGGAGGCGAUGGCUCCGGCCGAGGUCAAUGUAACGAGUCUCCGCCGGUCCAAGAUGCCUCAGCACGUUGAGCUUAACCAAGAGAUGCUGCUAGAUGCCCUCGAUGGGCUAGAAGAGAAGCGCGACCAAGCCUUACUUCGGAUCCAGAAUUACCAAAACAAAAUCGAGAGCUACUACAACAAGAAGGUCCGCUCGCGUCCUCUCGAGCUCGGUGAUCUGGUUAUAAGAAAAGUCUUCGAGAACACCAAAGAACCCAACGCUGGAAAACUCGGCGCGAAUUGGGAAGGACCAUAUAAGAUCACUCGAGUCGUCAAACCAGGAGUAUACCGACUCGAGACUUCCCGCGGAGAAGCAAUCCCACGAGCUUGGAACUCCAUGCAUCUUCGUCGUUUUUACUCAUAA